AUGUCGUCACGCCGACCAUGGAGCAAAGCAGAAGACGAGAUGUUAAUAACGCUUAUCCAACGUUUUGGUGACCGACGAGGACGGGACGGGAAAUGGAAUGAGAUAUCCAAACGUCUCUCUGGAAGGACCAACAAAGAUUGUCGCAAGCGCUGGUUUCAUUCCUUAGAUCCAUCCCUCCGCAAAGGACGAUGGACAAAGGAAGAAGACGAGACUUUACUGGCCACAUAUGGAAGAUUGGGACCUGCCUGGAAGGAAAUUGCACGACUCAUUCCAGGCCGAAAGGAUGACCAGUGUGCAAAGAGAUACAACGACAUUCUUGAUCCGAAAGUUGAAAAUCGCCUACGGCCCUGGACUCUCGAAGAAGAUCAAUAUCUGACUGCCAAGGUGUCUCAGCUUGGACACCAAUGGUCCACCAUCGCGGCCGGGCUAUCUGGCCGUCCGCCUCUCACUUGCCGAAAUCGAUGGCGUAGACUGGAGAAAGACAUUCCCAAAGCAGGCGAUUCAUCCUUAUCUCCAGAUGACUCGUCAAGUAGCGUGCCAAUACUUCGGUGGUUAGACCCUGCACAUCCGUCCUCUACGUCUCUGGAUGGGGCUCUCUCGUCCGUCCUACAAUAUAUUCAAUCAGUGCCAGACUAUCCAGGCUUGACACCCGACACUCCAGCCGUAGGACAGCGGAAUGGUUUUGUAGAGGACCAGUCAAUGACGGCAUUGACUACAUUGGACAGCCAAACGACGACAUGGGUUGAUGUAUUCGACGAGUUACAACAGCAAGCACCAUUAGCUUCGAAUUACAACGCCGAAGCUUACUGUAAUGGUGGGAAGGAUUUAAGUGUCUCAUCCUUAGCGUCAAAUAGCCUUUCCGAGCCAUCACCUCGAAACGUGGAGUUUACUCGGCAGCAUCAGACCUCGUCUGGAAGUAUGAGCAAUCCAUAUUCGUUGAAGAACGCACGACAAACUAGGAACUCUGGUGCUUCGGCCUUGGUACCAGAUGCAGAAAGCAUACAGGCAAACAUGCUAGAGCAAAUGGCCAUGCAAUCUAUUUCGUUAAGAAACCACCAUCUCGAAAACAUAUCUGUGACAGGCACUAUUCAUUACCACCAUCACUUCCACCAUCAUCACCAUUACCACCAUCACUCUCAAAUUCAGUGGCCAAAUCAAAGACCAACCUUCACACUUUUUGAAAGAGAAUCUGGCUAUAGUGGUACAGGGCUUACAUAUUUUAUGUGA
Messenger RNA from Aspergillus nomiae NRRL 13137, 1227 nucleotides. RefSeq lists its product as uncharacterized. The transcript has 3 exons. The record is from RefSeq and is a predicted model, not a curated record. Bases 1 to 1227 code for a protein of 408 amino acids. NCBI's taxonomy places the organism in Eukaryota, Fungi, Ascomycota, Eurotiomycetes, Eurotiales, Aspergillaceae.